UCCUCUGCUCCCUCUUUGCCUCCUCCUCUCCCUCCCUCCACCCCUCCCUCUAGUCUCCGGAUCUCCCUCGCUACCUCUCUCCUCCUCUUCCUCUCUUCUCUCUCCGGACGCCUGGCUCCUUGCAUCCCUUUCCCCGGGGACCCCAAGGCGUGUGAGUUGACUGAGGGGCUCAGACUCGAGGACGGGGUGUCUUCUUGCUCCCGUCCUCGCUCCCGUCCCGGUCCCGGACUUUGGGCUGUCUCUUCUUUGUGCCGAGAUUGUCUCUGCGAACCGAGCCAGUGUUCCCUACCCUCACCUCCAGGAGACCAUGGCCACCAUCCCAGACUGGAAGCUACAGCUACUAGCCCGGCGACGGCAGGAGGAGGCAGCAGUUCGCGGCCGGGAGAAGGCAGAGCGGGAUCGCCUAUCCCAGAUGCCAGCAUGGAAACGGGGACUGCUGGAGCGACGGAGGGCCAAGCUUGGCCUGUCUCCUGGGGAGCCUAGCCCUGUGUCUGGGACUGCAGAGGCUGGACCUCCAGACCCAGAUGAGUCUUCUGUCCUUCUGGAGGCCAUUGGGCCAGUGCACCAGAACCGAUUCAUUCGACAGGAGCGGCAGCAGCAGCAGCAGCAGCAGCAGCAGCAGCAGCAGCAGCAGCAACAGCAGCGGAAUGAAGAGCUGCUUGCUGAGAGAAAGGCUGGGCCUCUGGAGGCCCGAGAUCGGAGACCCAGCCCUGGGAAUUCAAGAGAUCAGAGCCCCAAGGGAAGAGAGUUAAAAGAAGAGAGACUAAGUCCCAGGGAAGUCAGAGAGAGAAGGCUGGGGAUAGGAGGAGCCCAGGAGUCAAGCCCCAGGCCUUUGGAUACUAGAGACUGGAGGCAAAGCCCAGGAGAGGUGGGAGACAGGAGCUCAAGGCUGUCAGAAGCACGAAAAUGGAAGCUAAGCCCUGGAGAAACUCCAGAAUGGAGUAUGAGACUAGGAGAGCCUGGAGAACAAAGUCCCAGGAGAAAAGAGGUGGUGGAAAGUAGACUGAGCCCAGGGGAGUCUGGCAACCAGAAGUUGGGCCUGACAGAAGCCCAUAAAUGGAGGCCAGACUGCAGAGAGUCUGAGGAACAGAGUUUAGUACAACUGGAGGCUUUAGAGUGGAGACUGAGCUCAGAAGAAAGAAAAGACUGUUUGGAGCAAUGUAGGAGAAAAGAAGAAGAGAGGACAAUUCCAGGGAUAGCCCCAGAAGAGAUUACAGAGUUAUCAGAGACCCUGACAAAGGAUGCUCAAGACAAUAUCUCCAGAGGAGUGGAGACAGCAGAACCGAGGCCUAGCCCUGUGGAGGAUGGUGAGAGGGGCUUGAGGACAACUGAAGGGUGGAAAUGGACCCUGAAUUCUGGGAAGGCUCGAGAGUGGAUACUCACGGAUAUAGAAACUCAAACUGAGAAACCAGAACCUCCAGAGUCUGCUGAGAGGCAUCUAGGGCCUCCUAGUGUAGAGGCUGGAGAAGGGGAGGCUGAGAAGAACGAGGCAGGGGCUCAGAGCAGGCCUUUGAGAGCCCUGCAGAACCACUGUUCUGUGCCCUCCCCCCUCCCACCAGAGGAAGCUGGGACUAGAGGAGACUCGAGACAGCAGGAAGAGGAAGCAGUAGAACUCAGUCCCCCACCAUCAGUCCCUCUGUCUCCCCCACCCCCAGCCCCAAGUGCUCCCCAGCCCCCUGGGGAUCCCCUCAUGAGCCGCCUGUUCUAUGGGGUGAAGGCAGGGCCAGGGGUGGGGGCCCCCCGCCGCAGUGGACACACCUUCACAGUCAACCCCAGGCGCUCUGUGCCCCCUGCAAGCCCGGCCACUCCAGCUACCCCAGCCACAGGUGAUGCUGCUGCUACUGGAGCUGGGAAGAAGCGGUACCCGACUGCUGAGGAGAUCUUGGUUCUGGGGGGCUACCUUCGUCUCAGCCGCAGCUGCCUUGCCAAGGGGUCCCCCGAAAGACAUCACAAACAGCUCAAGAUCUCCUUCAGCGAGACAGCCCUGGAGACCACAUAUCAAUACCCCUCCGAGAGUUCGGUACUGGAGGAGCUAGGCCCAGAGCCUGAGGUCCCCAAUGCCUCCAGUCUUCCAGUGGCCCAGCCAGACGACGAGGAGGACGAGGAAGAGCUGCUGCUGCAGCCUGAGCUCCAGGGCGGGCUGCGCACCAAGGCCCUGAUUGUGGAUGAGUCCUGCCGGCGGUGACCAUCUUUCAAUAAGGAGACAUACCUCCCUCCUUCCUAGAACUGAAGAUUCCAGAGCCCGAUGAUUCAAAGCAGAUGGACCCUGAAAAUGAGCCUGGCAGGGACAGGCAACCAACAUUUUCUGACCUGCUUUCCCCAUCCUGUUUCUGGGGGCAGAGCCAAUUGCCCAAUUUCCACCCUAACCCAGAAUUCCUGGUGUGCCCUGGUGUGGUGAGGUCAAAUGGGCUGGAGCAGCCUAGGUGACCCAAGAGUAACCACCAGGUCCUGGGAGGAGCAUAGAAUUCACUGGGGUGUGGAAAUGGAGCAACCCCCAUCUCCAUGACAGGAUACAGUCUCCCCACAGCUUUCCUUGCCUCUUCACAAAUGUCUGAGAAUCCUCAGGAUUUAAGAACUCAUGUCCCUGGGAGACUAAACCCCACUCCAUUCACAGGCACUUGUUCCCCUUCCCCUUCUUUGUUUACAGCUACCUGCCUUUUCUUGUGAUCAUAGCCUAGUUUACAAAUUCCACCAGCUCCAGGACCCACCUGCAAAGUCCCAGGUUUACAAGCCACACCUACUUGCCAUGUCCUGGUGGAGUCCUCUCCCCUGUCCCCUUCAUUCCUUUCAUUGGGAAUGACCUGGGGCUGUGGCUUCCUCCACUUUUGCUCAGUAUUACUGUGUCUCAGUCUCCCCCAAAAGGGAAGACUGGGAAUCUUAACUCUGUACCCCAUGAAACAUAUUUAAUUCUGUCCCUCCUAAUGGUUCAAAUUGAUUUGAAUUGCAGUGGUGUGGAGUGAUUAAGGAGGCACCUCACUUCUCCUCCCCCAUUACUCCUUCUUUAUCAAUUUUGUCGUGUUCAUUUUUUAACUUUCUGUAAUAAAAUGGAACUUUCUCUGA
Sciurus carolinensis (gray squirrel) is the source of this 3060-nucleotide messenger RNA. It is a transcript of the gene Ppp1r18, whose product is annotated as protein phosphatase 1 regulatory subunit 18. The transcript is spliced from 4 exons. Bases 308 to 2185 code for a protein of 625 amino acids. Gene Ontology annotation, molecular function: phosphatase binding. The record is from RefSeq and is a predicted model, not a curated record. NCBI's taxonomy places the organism in Eukaryota, Metazoa, Chordata, Mammalia, Rodentia, Sciuridae.